This is a messenger RNA of Rhincodon typus (whale shark), 2863 nucleotides long. Its product is annotated as probable helicase with zinc finger domain. The transcript has 17 exons. The record is from RefSeq and is a predicted model, not a curated record. Gene Ontology annotation, biological process: regulatory ncRNA-mediated post-transcriptional gene silencing. Gene Ontology annotation, molecular function: metal ion binding; helicase activity. Bases 428 to 2842 code for a protein of 804 amino acids. NCBI's taxonomy places the organism in Eukaryota, Metazoa, Chordata, Chondrichthyes, Orectolobiformes, Rhincodontidae. Gene Ontology annotation, cellular component: P granule; cytosol.
UCUUGAAGAACCCAACAGCAACUGCUGAAAGCUAAAUUUAAAAUCCCUGAUUCUUUGGGUGUAAUCAAGCUCACACCCAAUCAGGCUGUUUCUAUGGUUCCAACUUUUCAAAAAAAUAAACGCAAGGCUUCACAAGUUGUUCAUUUUUUCAUAGUUUGCCACCUGUCUCCAAAUCUCUCUUUCUAAAAGAAACCAGGACAAAACACAACUCUUAAAGCCAUAAUAUCAUCUCAGGAUUCCUCAAAUAUGGAAAGACCGUUAAUCAUUUCCUUUCCUAGAAGUAUAUCCACUCUUAAUAUUGAUCUCAUAGGGUCUUGAUGCUUCACUAGUCGGGAGGGACAGUGCUCGAGGAAAGGAAAUUAAUAUUGCAACCUCACAAGGGUGCAGUUGCUCGGAGGCAGAGAAUAAAAAGGUUGUCUUCUGAAACAUGGCUGAAAGAAGAUUUCAAGAGUUUUGUGACCAAGCAUACGAGCAGACCUGCCAACAGAAGUGUAAACUGGCAUAUAGCUGCAAGGAAGGGCUGGGUGUAGCCAGCCAUACUGAUGGUUCUACUGCAUCAGUUGAAGCUGUUAGACUUCAGGAAUUACUGUACAGAAUCUUAUGUCUCAUACGGCUGAAGAAUUACAAAGAGGCCGAAGAAGAUUGCAAAAAUAUUUUAUGCUUCCAUGAAAUUCUGGGGGAAAACCUGUUAAGAGAUGUGUUGGCAUCAAUGGUUCUAGAGGGAAAACUGAAGGAUGUUUAUGAUGCUUUGUGCGAUUGUAAGACUACGGACUGUAUGAAUGGAGCCUCCUUAAACCAUCUGAGACGGUUACUUCACUUGCUGACGGAGUUGCAGCAGGCAGCAACUAAUGAUGCUCUCUUUUCAUCAGAGCAAGAUGCCAAAGAAAAUGAUUGUCGAUGGAAGUUCCGUCCACCCCCACGAGGAAUUAUUGGAAUUGAUGAGUAUUCCUUGUGUUGCCAAUAUUUGGAAUGUGGAGCAUGCCAUUUUGAAGAUUUCUGUAUGUUUGCUCAUUCUGACUCUGAGUUGCUAGAAUGGAGAGAGCGGCAUGCUUACAGACAACUUCAGUAUCAGCAACAGAGGGAGCAACAUCACCAUGGUGGCAAUUAUAGUGAAACAUUGAUCGAGAAAUGGAUUAACAGUCCAAGUCCAGACAGAGUGGUGAGUGGGGCUGUUGAAGGUGUGAGAGUGGAAUGUGCUCAGGAGUUGAAUCAGGUCUCUGACAGCCGAAAGUAUGACUUUUCGUGGACAUUUGCUUUUACUUGUGAUCCUCCACGGUUACUCAACCAUGUUGCAUUUCUGACUAAUGCCUACACACCAUGCUUUCAUAUUGCUUCCAUUGCUGCUGGUGACUCUGACAGUCUCCACCCAUAUUCCAUAUUGAAUAAAUGCCAAGAGUGGAGUCAACACUUGAGUGGUCAGAACAGGAUUGAGGAACGUGUUUAUGAAAUUGUCGUCAAAUUUUCUGCAGAAGUCUUUGGAAAUUUUCAGCAAACUAUAUUUUUUGACUUUGGAUCUGAGCCAGUUUUGAUGCAGACAGUUACAGUGUCCACACUGUCAGAUCAAGGUACAGAAGCAUUGCUACAGCAUCAGCAGCAAUCCCUUACAACAUCACAGCGUUGGGAUUCAACGUGCAAGCAAGUGGUUGAUUUUCGACCUCAAGAGCAGACUGAUCUUGAUCUGACACUAUUGGUGACCUAUCAAAUUCCUGCUGCUGCUGACCAGUUGUUCACCCGGUCAGUUUUGGACAAAGCAUUGAACAGACACAACUAUCAUUCUCGCUUUCACGAUCUUCUUUACAUUGAGGAAAAUGCACAAAAUAAAGAGAUAAGCAAGUUUAAUGUAAAAGCAAAUUUGCAUAUAACAACAUCCUAUGCGGUUCCUGGCAAUCAUGGUGCUGCUCGGCACGUUCAGAAUGGUCAACUACUUGCUUGUGUUUUGUUGAAUGAUACUGUGAUAACCAAAGACACUGCUGCGGGAAGACUGGUAAUGGAAAAGGUCACUAGCGUUCUGCUGAUACCACUCAGCAAAAAGAAGGGUCUCGGAGUGAAUCAGGGAAAUAAAGAAAAAGUGUAUGAAGCGCUUGUGGAAGAUCGGUCCAGGGAGUGUAUGUUGCUGAGACUCUCCAAAGAGUGCUGUGAAGAUCUGAAACUUCGACCAGAAAGAGACAUAGAGGUGGAGCUUCAGUUUCAGUUGAACCGCUUGUCUCUCUGUGAGAUGCACCUAGCUUUGGAUAAUCUGAAAGAUUGCAGCCUGGUAUCCCCAGACGUUUCUUCUCUUCUAACUCUUGAUUUGCCAGAUAGGGACUGGGAGAAGCAGCUGGACCCAAGGCUAAACUCCAAACAGAGGAAAGCAGUUGGUGUUAUUACAGCUCCCAUAUUGUUCAGUCUACCACCGAUUCUUCUGACUGGGCCGUGUGGCACUGGGAAAACGUUCACUUUGGCAAAUGUAGUCAAACAAUUGGUGAAAGACCCUGACAAAAGUCUCAGGAUUCUGUUCUGUACUCAUUCUGAUACUGCAGCAGACAGUUUCAUAAAGGACUACCUCGUUCCUAUGUUUGAAAAUGAUGCCAGUAAUCUUACUCUUCUCAGAAUCUGUCACAAAACCAAAUAUGUGAAAACUGUGCAUCCCGCAGUACAGCGCUAUUGUCUACUUGCUCGGAACCAGUCUACAUUCCUGCUGCCAAGGAAAGAGGACAUACUCAAGUGUCAGGUGGUUGUGGCAACUGUGAGUUCAUCAAAAUACCUCUGUUGUGCUGACCUCCAACAUGGUUUUCCACCAGAAUGUGAUAGGUUUGGCAGUGAAGUUGAUGGAGGUUUACUUGAAGUUGGAGGGAGAGGGUGAGGUGACUGAUGUUGACAUGGC